AUGAAGUUGUCCUCUGUAGUCGUUGCUGCUGCCGUUUCUGCUACCGCAUUGGCUGCUAAAGACGAGCCCGUCACCGUCACCACCACCUUCUACGGCUCCACCGAUACCCACAGAUAUGGCCGUUUCGACAAAACCACCCCAGCUUCCACCCCAUCAAGCUCCGGUACCCACAAGUACGGUAAGUUCGACAAGACCAAGCCUGAGUCCACCUCGUCGGAGACUGGAACUCACAAGUACGGUAAGUUCGACAAGACCAAGAACCCUGUCACCACUACUGUGUUCGUCACUGGUCCUAGCGGUGUGAACUUCGCUGUGGCCAACGGCACCAACGGUAGUGCCGGUGGCAAGAACGGCACUUCUGGAGGCAAGAACGGUUCCAACGGCUCCUCGUCGUCUACUGACAACGGUGCUGCUGCUGUGGGCUCAGGCGCCAUGAUGGGCUUUGCCGGAGCUGUUGCUGCCGGUCUCUUGUUGAUUUAA
Candidozyma auris is the source of this 480-nucleotide messenger RNA. RefSeq names its product Pga14p (gene PGA14). Bases 1 to 480 code for a protein of 159 amino acids. The transcript has a single exon. The record is from RefSeq and is a predicted model, not a curated record. Lineage: Eukaryota; Fungi; Ascomycota; Pichiomycetes; Serinales; Metschnikowiaceae.